Molecule: messenger RNA, 891 nt
Organism: Carassius carassius (crucian carp)
Lineage: Eukaryota; Metazoa; Chordata; Actinopteri; Cypriniformes; Cyprinidae
Exons: 8
Coding region: 1-891 (296 amino acids)
Source: RefSeq, a predicted model, not a curated record
AUGGCCCAGAGAGAGAGAACUCCCAUUAAUGGAAUUCAGAAGGAAACCCUGAGGUCAUUCUUUGAAAAAGGAAUGACACGAGUUGGUUCUGAAUUAAUUCCUAGAGCUGCAUCGGCUACUGGUUUGGACACCAGUGUCGUAGAAAACUGGAUUGGUAAUUACAAAAGGUCAGAAAAGGAUAAUGCUUCAUCUGAGCCCCGGCCAUCAAAGGCCAAAACUCACAUUCGAGAGUUGUCGCCUUAUAAUCUUUUUUGUAGAGAUAUAUUGAAAAACAAAGGAACAAUGAAUGAUAUUAAGGGAAGGUGGGCCACAUUGGGGGAAGAAGAAAAAAAGAAGUAUGUUGAGGAGGCAGCAGCACUGAGGGCACAUGGGGAGGCACAGGACCUAAGCCCUGAGAUGAGGGAUGCCCGGAUAAAAAUGCACCUCAAGAAGAUGAAGUUAGAGGUGUCCAAGCUUGAGGAGUUGGGUGUGGAAACAGCCAUCUUGUCCUUUGAUCGUCAAAAGUCCUCAUUAGAGGUUUUUGAAAUGAGCAGCAGAGGAGCCACUGAUUUCCUUGAUAAAUCUGACACAGUGAACAACUUUGCACUGCAUUUCAAAGCCAGCUCCUCGGCCGCAAUGCCCAGUGCCAGAGAACACGUCACUGUUUUGGUGGGAAAAGUAAAAGAUCUCUUCAACCAAAAAUACAAGGAGGCCGGAGGUACUGGAAGGGUCCCCUACCAGUCCCUAGUGAAUCAGGGCUUGGUCAUUAGAGUUUCUGGACUGCCCAAUAGCCUUACCCUGAAAAAGCCUUCCUUUUAUGGAAGGAACCAAUUGGUAGGAAUAUUGCAAGCAGCAGAGGAGAUUACGUUUGAAAUAGACCAUUUGGCUCUAUACAAAGUGGUGAAAAUCUGA